AUGAAGGAUUCUUCAUCAUGUUUCACUGAUUCUUCUUCCUUUUCUGUUCCAAACACUUUUAUAGGAAUUGUUCUUCUCAACUCCAAAAUCAGAUCUUCAUCUUCCUGUAACAACAGCACUCUUCUCUUUACUCGUUCUCAGCUUCUUAGAGACUUCGCAGCAAGAGAAUUUAAUGCUUUUCUAUGGCUUUUUCUUCUUGUUAUCACUUCUCUUUUGCUUACAAGACUCUUCAAUGUUUUCACUUUGUUGUAUAAAGCUAGAACCAUUCCUGGACCUCCAGCUUCAUCGUUUUUUGGACAUUUCAAGCUUCUUUCUGAAGAAAAUUUUACUGAUGUGUUAUCGAAAUCUCACGAGAAGUAUGGACCGGUUGUUAAGCUGUGGUUAGGUCCUACUAAGCUUCUUGUAUCAGUUAAAGAUCCAGUGCUAAUUCAAGAGAUGCUCAUAAAAGCUGAGGAUAAGUUGCCUGCCGGAAAAGCAUUUCGUUUAGCGUUUGGUCAAUCAAGCCUUUUUUCUCCUUCGUAUGAAAAGGUUCAAAAGAGAAGAGAAUUAUUGGAAACAGAAUUGAACGAAAGUUUGAUGAAAACGGCUGAUCUGAAUCAUCGAAAGGUUGCAGACUUUAUCGUAGAUCAAAUAGAAAACAUCAGAGUCAGAGGAAGCGUUAGUCGUGAGCUGGUUUCUCAGCAUAUGGCUUUCAAAUUAAUGGGAGUCACAUUCUUCGGAGACGGCUUCUUGACAUGGCCGAAGGCUGCAAUAUAUGAAGAACUGCUUAUGAUGAUUGCUAAAGAUGCUUUCUUUUGGGCUUCCUAUAAUGUUACUCCGUUUUGGAAUCGAGGAUUUUGGAGAUAUCGACGGUUAUGUAAAAAGUUAAUAUGCUUAACUGAAGGCAUUCUUCAUUGCAGAAAGUGCUACGAGAUUUUAGACCAUAUCGAUCAGAAUGUUCGUAGUGAGAGUUCCAACCCAGAAACAAAAUCAGCAAAUGAUCAGCAAAAUUCUAAGGAAGAACAUUACGGCAACAUCAUGCGUGUGAUGCUUCAUGGAUCUCAAACUACAGCUGCUUUAAUCGCCAACGUGUUGACUAAUCUUAUCAUGAACUCGGAAAUACAGGAUAAGGUUUAUUCGGAGAUUAGCAUGGCCGGGAGAAACCCUUCAAAAUACGAGCAUGAAGAUGUUUAUAGGAUGCCUUUGCUAUUGGCUACAAUUUAUGAAUCUGCACGUCUUCUCCCCACCGGUCCCAUGCUUCAGAGGUGUUCUACGAAACAAGACUUGAGAUUCGCAAAUGGUGUAAGAAUACCUGCUGGAACUGUACUCGUCGUUCCGGUUCAAUUAGUACAAAAAGAUGACUUCAAUUGGGGGAAAAAUGCAAGUGAUUUUAAUCCGUACCGGUUUCUGUCAAACGUUACAGAACGAUCAGGUUCUGAAGAACAACUUGAUUAUAAAAUCAACUCGUUUGUACUAAACGAUCCAAGCGAAAAUGCAUCAUUUCUUCCUUUUGAAUCCGGUAAACGUUCUUGCGUUGGGCAGAAAUUUGUUAUCCAAGCCGUUGCCACAUUGUUGGCAUCAUUACUCAAGAAAUAUGAGGUUUGUCCUGUGAAUAAUUUUCUCGCUCAUGCUUCUUCUAUUACGAGAGAAAGACACGAAAACAAUCGAUAUCAUAAAGUUACAGAUAAAGAUAACAAUUAUUUUUGGACCUAUAUACAGAUAAGGUUCAACUCGGACUCAGAUGGUAACUCGGAACCGUUGCAAAAUCUUCCUCUUCAGCAUCAUCCUAAUUCAGAAAUACUAUUUGUGAGAAGGAACCAGUGA
This is a messenger RNA of Lathyrus sativus (Indian pea), 1803 nucleotides long. NCBI's taxonomy places the organism in Eukaryota, Viridiplantae, Streptophyta, Magnoliopsida, Fabales, Fabaceae. The record is from the annotation of a GenBank genome assembly.